Messenger RNA from Peronospora matthiolae, 342 nucleotides. NCBI's taxonomy places the organism in Eukaryota, Oomycota, Peronosporomycetes, Peronosporales, Peronosporaceae. The record is from the annotation of a GenBank genome assembly.
AUGGAGAUGGAGAUCGAUCUCACCCCAGGUGAGUCGAGGGGAUACUGGAAGUAUCACACUCCGCAAAUUUGGUUCAAACAAGCGAAAGAAGUGGGCGAGAUCAACAAUGAGAUGGCCACUUUUCUGUUUGACUCUAGUGCGGCAAUCUCGAAUAUCGACACAACCUCUGCUCGUAAGGUUGGGUGUGUGAUAGACGAGAACCAAACACAAGAAUGGGUUGGGAUCAAAGAGAUUACUUAUAUGACGGUGGGACGGACCAAGAUCAAGAUCACACUGAAUGGAUCACUAGUGUAUUAUUUUAAUGUCUGGGUUGGGUUCAAGUCGGUCAAGAAGCUAUACUAG